AUGGUCACUGGCCGGAAUGCGAGACCUACAACUGCCUCGGAUGUGUUUGAGGAUGCCUUCCGAGGGCGAGAGGCAAUGACAGCCGGGAGAUGGCCGGCAAAUCCGAGCCUUUAUCAGCUUAAGACAAACACCAUGAAAGCCCUAGGCUGUUUCGAUAUCCCCUGGGGACGUAGGUCUCUUACGGGUAUGAUGCAUCUGAAUUUCAAGAUGUUUCUCGUGGCGUCGCCGUAUUCGGCUGCAGGCGGCCCAGAGAUGGCACCUGUUGCUAAAUUGGGCAACUAUGAAUCUGUAGACGGAAAGCAUGGCGUCUAG
Molecule: messenger RNA, 312 nt
Organism: Trichoderma virens Gv29-8
Lineage: Eukaryota; Fungi; Ascomycota; Sordariomycetes; Hypocreales; Hypocreaceae
Exons: 2
Coding region: 1-312 (103 amino acids)
Source: RefSeq, a predicted model, not a curated record